CUCCUGUCAUUGUGGUUAGCAUAAACGUGAAGCUAAAAGAGUCCAUAUGUUAAACAGGAAGGAAGAACAAAGAGGAUCAGUCUAUUACUUCUCAUUUUCACAUGAAACCUUUUAGUUAGCCACAAGAUCUUCGCUCUGGUGACUAUUCAACAAAUGGCCAAAUAAUGCAGUGAGACGGUACAAUGAAAGCUAAAGGACCCAGGAACAAUCUCAAAUCGUCAACAUGAGCCUUUUCAACAUCACUUUUCUUGUCUUGAUCUCAGUUUGCUUUGUUUGUGGAUGCAAGGUAGAUGUCCAGCAGUCAAAGAAAGUGCUGAGAAGAAAAGAGCAAACAUCAGUCUCUAUUCCCUGUUCUGUUAAUAUAUCCAACUGCGCAGGUUAUGGAUCUGACAAACCAGAAAUCUUCUGGUAUAUGUUUCACAAAGACCGCCACUACCAGAUUGAUUGGAUCAACCAACCAGCCAAAUACAUGCUGGAGGAUCAGAAUUUAAAAAUCAACUUUGUGUCCAAAAACGACUGUGGAGUAUAUUACUGUGCAGCUGCUAAUGGGGCACAAAGUGGGGAGCAGGCAAUUGGGCAAGGAAGUACUCUGAUGGUGACAGAAAGGGGUCUUAAUGUUCGUCAGACUCUAUUGUUGACAUUGCUUAUCCUACUGGUUGCUUACGGCCUCAUUGUCUUGGGUAUUAUCAUCUGCAUAAAGACUGGAAAAAUAAAUUUAAUCUGUAAAGGAAGAUGGAGAAAAACCCAGGACCAUUCUAGGCAAAUGAUUUUUAGUGGAGUCGUGCAAGAACUAUACAAGAGGAACUUAGUGCAUGACAAAAUUCAGGCACACUGCAAAGUUUCUCAACCAAAGGCUGAAGGUCCUCAAACCCUGAAUGAAGAUAUUUACCAAAAUUAUGAUGAGUGAAAAAGAUGAACUUAUUCCUGUCGCUUUGAUCUGCAAUGUCAUCAGUUUGGAGGCAAUGCUGGAAACUACUACAUUAAGAAAGAGUUUAGAAAGAGUUCAGUGAAAUGUUCAACUUAUUGAACUUACUGAAAUGUUGAACACAUUACUCAUGUGUUUUAUUUUUAGCUAUGGCCUACAGUAUAAUGGUAAUGUUGUAAUGUUGUGGUUUGUGAAAUGUUGUAAUGUGUCUAUCAAUGACUUGAUGACCUGACUUUUCAGUUUUUAUUAAGUGUUGUAUAUAAGCUAUUAUGUAAAUCCUUUUGCUAUCUCGUCAAUAAAACUGUGACAUUGUUGUAAAUUAUA
Misgurnus anguillicaudatus (oriental weatherfish) is the source of this 1249-nucleotide messenger RNA. RefSeq lists its product as uncharacterized. NCBI's taxonomy places the organism in Eukaryota, Metazoa, Chordata, Actinopteri, Cypriniformes, Cobitidae. The record is from RefSeq and is a predicted model, not a curated record.